UACUUGUUUUUGUUUGUUUGUUUGUUUGGGCGCUGGAAUGUUUUGCAGGAUUUGAUCGUGGAAGUCCUCGGACUGCACACAUCAUUACAAUGAUGAGUUCCCCAAGAAACUUGGAAUACGAGCAGCUAUGGCUUAAUGCUCACACUGACACCCGUGCAGCAGUUUAUACGUUCAGCUCUUGUAUAACGUUGGCAGAUUUAAAUGCUGAUGGUGAUUUUAAGCUAGUAGUUGCAGAUCUUGGUACUGGUUCAACGAAUGUCAAACUAAAGGUUUAUAAAGGAACUUCCUUACAUUCUGAGACAGCCCUACUGGAUGUACCCACUGGCGUAACAUCAUUUUACAUGGAUUUAAAUGAGCCUAGAAUGCCAGCCAUUGCUGUAGCAUCAGGGUCCAACAUUUACAUUUAUAAAAAUAUGCGUCCCUAUUUUAAAUUUUCCCUGCCUUCAAUGGAUAUCAACCCUCUGGAGAAAGAUUUGUGGAUGCAGGUACGAGAUGAACAAAUUGAACAUGGAGUCUUCAUUGAGUUACUGAACAAUCUACGCGCUGAAAUUGGGUUUUCCCAGAUGAGUACACAGUCUCAACAUCUGCUAACCUUAGACUCCUCAAAUACAUCGUCAUUUGUCCAACAAAACUGCAAAUUUCCUGUAAAACGACAGACUGUAGUUACAUGCAUGACAACAUUAAAAAAGGCCCUAGCUGAGGAGACUGCAGUGUCGUGUUUGGUUGUUGGUACAGAAAGUUCUGAGAUAUUGGUUUUAGAUCCAGAAGCAUUUACUAUCCUAGAAAAGAUAAAACUUUCAGACGAAGAUAGUACAACACUGGCUGUGCCAGCUGUACUUUCUGCAUGUGGUCUGCAUGCUGUGGAGUUUCGCAUAGUGGCAGCUUGCAGAGAUGGCAGUUUGAGGCUUGCUCGUAGAGGAUGGACUGAAACUAAAACCUUGGUUCAACUUCCUGCUCAACCUGUUGCCAUGACUAUUAGUCCAGACAAUGCUUCAAUAACCAUUGCAUUGAUGAAUCAAACACUGCAGUGCUAUUCAAAAAAGGGCAAGCUGCAAUGGAUGAUCAAUUUACCUGCUGCUGCAUGUGCAUUGUGUCCAGUACCCUUGCCGCACCAGAGUGCAACUCUUGUUGCUGUUUCCUUGAAUGGUGGUUUGCUUCAACUUUACAAUGGCAGACAGCUGGUCGAUGUGAUAAAAGCCCCACAGUCUGUGUCAGGGCUAGUUUUUGGUAGAUUUGGGCAAGAAGAAAAUGCUCUUAUAAUGUUCACUGUCGAUGGCAGUCUUUUGGUUAAGAUUCUGAAAAGGACUGCUCAUUUUAACUUGAAUGGUGGAGGCAAUACUGCCAGUGUUGCACCUGGUGCUGCCCAACAAAUAAAACUCCAAAUUCCCAAAAAGACCCGACUAUUUCUUGACCAGACAAUGCGAGAACGAGAUAAUUGCGUCAUGAUGCACAGGACUUUUCAAAGAGACCUCUUCCAGCUUAGAGUGGAUGUGGCCAGAGCCUGUGUGAAAGCAUUGCAGUCAUGCAACAACCCAGUUUCUCUGGAAGGGGCAGAACCACUCAAACUUUCAGCACAGGUUUUGGGACUGGGGCCAUUAUUUAAAAUGGUAAUUUCUCUUCAGAACAUAUCAGCUUCCUCUAUGAUCCAAGGAUUGGGUAUCCUCUUUCAUUUUGAUGACAAGAUGUACUCUAUGGAUAAACCAUUCAUCAAUGUCCCACUUUUGGUGCCUGGAUUAGAGUAUCCCUUUGAAACUAUGAUUCGGAACAUAUCGGAACUAGCUCUCUCAGAUCAAGUCAGAGUCUUAGUUGUAAAAGACGGACAAUCACAACCUGUUUUAGCAGCCAUAAUUAAUAUGCCUGUUUGUGACCUGUUAGGAAUGGUGUGAAUCAUUAGGAAAAGCCCUGCAUAUUCACUUCACCACAAAAUAAUUGUGUUCAUUGCAUUGUUUUACAUCUGCACACUGUGAUAAUUCUAGUCAUUGAUUGAAUUAUGUAACCUUUUUUUUUUUGCUGUAAUAUUUAAACAUAGUACACAUAUAUUUAAAAUUUAUUAAUAAAGAAAGAUCCUAA
Thrips palmi is the source of this 2070-nucleotide messenger RNA. RefSeq names its product Bardet-Biedl syndrome 1 protein homolog (gene BBS1). The coding region runs from base 90 to 1886 and encodes 598 amino acids. Lineage: Eukaryota; Metazoa; Arthropoda; Insecta; Thysanoptera; Thripidae. Gene Ontology annotation, biological process: non-motile cilium assembly; protein localization to cilium. Gene Ontology annotation, cellular component: axoneme; BBSome; centrosome. Gene Ontology annotation, molecular function: patched binding; smoothened binding. The record is from RefSeq and is a predicted model, not a curated record. The transcript has 11 exons.